Molecule: messenger RNA, 1995 nt
Organism: Colletotrichum destructivum
Lineage: Eukaryota; Fungi; Ascomycota; Sordariomycetes; Glomerellales; Glomerellaceae
Product: Putative ATP-dependent RNA helicase DEAD-box, Helicase superfamily 1/2, ATP-binding protein
Exons: 5
Coding region: 355-1545 (396 amino acids)
Molecular function (GO): RNA helicase activity; RNA binding; ATP binding
Source: RefSeq, a predicted model, not a curated record
CCGCCUGCCGUCAGCGAAAUUUUUUACGUGGUCAAGAAUUCCUGCGGCUGCUGAUAAAAACUUCACCUCCCACCACCAGACAAUCAACGUGCACCAUCACCCCACGAACAAACCCAACUCCAAACGCACCCUUUAUUCCUAGAUUCAGUUCUACUCUUGCGUUUCGCCAAGAGUAUCGAAUCUAGUUGAGCAUUUAAUUCUUAGACUUCGAUUCGUCGACCUUUUCGCAAAACUCUCCAACCGAGACGUUUGCGAAUUUUCCAACCCCUCGCCAAACCCCACCUUCGCGACGAUAUUUCUAGAUCCCAAGCUGUGCUUGUGAUCUAGAUUUCUUCCACAACCACAACCGCAAUCAUGGCUGACAAGGGUCUUGAGGAUGUGCCUGAGGGCCAGAUCGAGUCGAACUACGAUGAGACCGUCGACUCUUUUGAUGACAUGAACCUGAAGUCGGAGCUCCUCCGUGGUGUCUACGCCUACGGUUUCGAGCGUCCCUCCGCCAUCCAGCAGCGUGCCAUCAUGCCCGUCAUCAAGGGCCACGAUGUCAUUGCCCAGGCUCAGUCCGGUACUGGCAAGACCGCCACGUUCUCCAUCUCUGUCCUCCAGAAGAUCGACACCAACGUCAAGGCCUGCCAGGCUCUGAUCCUCGCCCCCACCCGUGAGCUUGCUCAGCAGAUUCAGAAGGUCGUCGUCGCCAUCGGCGACUUCAUGAACAUUGAGUGCCACGCCUGUAUCGGCGGCACCAGCGUCCGCGACGACAUGAAGGCCCUGCAAGACGGUCCCCAGGUCGUUGUCGGUACCCCUGGCCGUGUUCACGACAUGAUCCAGCGCCGCUUCCUCAAGACCGACAGCAUGAAGAUGUUCGUUCUUGAUGAGGCCGACGAGAUGCUUUCUCGUGGUUUCACCGAGCAGAUCUACGACAUCUUCCAGCUGCUCCCCCAGAGCACCCAGGUCGUCCUUCUGUCCGCCACCAUGCCCCAAGACGUCCUUGAGGUCACCACCAAGUUCAUGCGCGACCCCGUCCGCAUUCUCGUCAAGAAGGACGAGCUUACCCUCGAGGGUAUCAAGCAGUUCUACAUCGCCGUCGAGAAGGAAGAGUGGAAGCUUGACACUCUCUCCGACCUGUACGAGACUGUCACCAUCACUCAGGCCGUCAUCUUCUGCAACACCCGCAGAAAGGUUGACUGGCUCACCGACAAGCUCACUGCCCGUGACUUUACUGUCUCCGCCAUGCACGGUGACAUGGACCAGGCUCAGCGUGACCUGAUUAUGAAGGAGUUCCGUUCCGGAUCUUCCCGUGUUCUGAUCGCCACCGACCUCCUGGCCCGUGGUAUCGACGUCCAGCAGGUCUCUCUGGUCAUCAACUACGACCUUCCCGCCAACCGCGAGAACUACAUCCACCGUAUCGGUCGUGGUGGUCGUUUCGGUCGUAAGGGUGUUGCCAUCAACUUCGUUACCGCCGAGGAUGUCCGCAUGAUGAGAGAGAUUGAGCAGUUCUACAGCACCCAGAUCGAGGAGAUGCCCAUGAACGUUGCCGACCUUAUCUAAGUAACGCCUCUCACGGACACACGCAUUCUCCCUCUCCUUUUGUCACGGAACAAGCCCCCUUGGUCUGCUAAGAUCGAUCACGCACCGGAUCUGGCAAGACUGUCGGGGGAGUUUUUUUACUCGAGAUUCAUCAGGGCUUGUUGGUUGAUAGAUCGCGGGAAGGCUACCUGGCGAGCUACCGGGCGUGAACGGCCUCACCAUCCCGUUUGGUUGACUGCUGGACACGCCCCGGCUCAUGGGUGGGAUUGAAAAACUGGCUUGCAUGCGGAAGGGGCUUACGAGUCUUUUGGCACCUUAAUACCAACGAAGGUGCGGCGGACUGGUACCUAAAAGAAUCAUUGGCAAAGGUUCUAGUUUUUGACUUUCAGUUUUCUAGUCUCUCUGUACGUAGGGGCCACGUUACGAUGAAUCUGCUCUUUUAACAAAAAUAACUCCCGCGUCCAGGAUUUU